AUGUACCAUUUCCUCAUCAUCAACUCAACCAGCUCCUCAACAACUCAACCAACUCCUCAACAACUCAACCAUCACCAAAUAAACUCAACCAUCUCCUCAUCAACUCAACCAUCUCCUCAUCAACUCAACCAUCUCCUCAUUAACUCAACCAUCUCCUCAUCAACUCAACCAUCUCCUCAUCAUCUCAACCAUCUCAUCAACUCAACCAUCUCCUCAUCAACUCAACCAUCUCCUCAUCCACUCAACCAUCUCCUCAUCCACUCAACCAUCUCCUCAACAACUCAACCAUCUCCUCAUCAUCUCAACCAUCUCCUCAUCAACUCAACCAUCUCCACAUCAACUCAACCAUCUCCACAUCAACUCAACCAUCUCCUCAUCAACUCAACCAUCUCCUCAUCAACUCAACCAUCUCCUCAACAACUCAACCAUCUCCUCAUCAACUCAACCAUCUCCUCAACAACUCAACCAUCUCCUCAACAACUCAACCAUCUCCUCAUCAACUCAACCAUCUCCUCAUCCACUCAACCAUCUCCACUCACUCACAUCCCUCACCAUCAACCAUCUCCUCAACAACUCAACCAUCUCCUCAUCAACUCAACCAUCUCCUCAUCAACUCAACCAUCUCCUCAUCAAGUCAACCAUCUCCUCAUCAUCUCAACCAUCUCCUCAUCAACUCAACCAUCUCCUCAUCAACUCAACCAUCUCCUCAUCAACUCAACCAUCUCCUCAACAACUCAACCAUCUCCUCAUCAUCUCAACCAUCUCCUCAACAACUCAACCAUCUCCUCAUCAACUCACCAUCUUCCCAUACUUAGAACCAUCAUCAUCAACAUCACAUUUCAUAAUCAACCAAUUACCUUAUAUACUCAACCCCUCAUCUUAACAUUCUAUAACGUCAACACUAUAUUCACCAUCUCCACAUCAAUCACCAUCUCCUCAUCAACUCAACCAUCUCAUCAUCAACUCAACCAUCUCCUCAACAAGUCAACCAACUCCUCAUCAUCUCAACCAUUUCCUCAACAACUCAACCAACUCCUCAUCAACUCAACUAUCUCCUCAUCAUCUCAACUAUCUCCUUAUCAUCUCAACCAUCUCCUCAUCAACUCAACCAUCUCCUCAUCAACUCAACCAUCUCCUCAUCAACUCAACCAUCUCCACAUCAACUCAACCAUCUCCUCAUCAUCUCAUCCAUCUCCUCAUCAUCUCAACCAUCUCCUCAUCAACUCAACUAUCUCCCCAUCAACUCAACCAUCUCAUCAUCAACUCAACCAUCUCCUCAACAAGUCAACCAACUCCUCAUCAUCUCAACCAUUUCCUCAACAACUCAACCAACUCCUCAUCAACUCAACUAUCUCCUCAUCAUCUCAACUAUCUCCUCAUCAUCUCAACCAUCUCCUCAUCAUCUCAACCAUCUCCUCAUCAUCUCAACCAUCUCAUCAACUCAACCAUCUCCUCAUCAACUCAACCAUAUCCUCAUCAUCUCAACCAUCUCCUCAUCAUCUCAACCAACUUAUCAACUCAACCAUCUCCACAUCAACUCAACCAUCUCCUCAUCAACUCAACCAUCUCCUCAUUAACUCAACCAUCUCCUCAUCAACUCAACCAUCUCCUCAACAACUCAACCAUCUCCACAUCAAUUCAACCAUCUCCUCAUCAACUCAACCAUCUCAUCAUCAACUCAACCAUCUCCUCAACAAGUCAACCAACUCCUCAUCAUCUCAACCAUUUCCUCAACAACUCAACCAACUCCUCAUCAACUCAACUAUCUCCUCAUCAUCUCAACUAUCUCCUUAUCAUCUCAACCAUCUCCUCAUCAACUCAACCAUCUCCUCAACAAGUCAACCAUCUCCUCAUCAUCUCAACCAUCUCCUCAUCAACUCAACUUUGUCCUCCACUUUCCUUCUUCCCACUGUACUUUAG
Molecule: messenger RNA, 1920 nt
Organism: Pecten maximus
Lineage: Eukaryota; Metazoa; Mollusca; Bivalvia; Pectinida; Pectinidae
Product: cell wall protein RBR3-like
Exons: 2
Coding region: 1-1920 (639 amino acids)
Source: RefSeq, a predicted model, not a curated record